AACACAUCGUUGUUGCUGAGCCUCCCUCUCCGCCCGCCAUGACCACCCACAUUCCCUCCCUCACUUUACCCUCGAUCCUGUUCGAGCAGCCCGCUGCUGCGAUCCUGCUGCCGAUCGCUGCAGGUACAGCGGUCGGCUUCUCCAUAUCGCCCAAAGAAACGCAGAAGACCUACAUGGCAUUACGCCAGCCGCCGCUGAAGCCUCCGCCAAAGGCUUUCGGUCCUGUCUGGACUGCGCUAUAUGGCUUGAUGGGAUAUGGUGCAUACCGAGCUUGGACUAUCGGCACAAAUAGCAUAGAUCCGCAGAAGGCUGUUCUUGCCAAGCACGGCGCCACCCUAUACACCAUUCAACUGGGGCUCAAUCUCAUCUGGACGCCGCUGUUCUUUGGCUUCAAGCGACCCAUCGAAGCCUCCAUCGACAUUGUAGCCUUAACAGCUACUGUCGGCUAUCUGGCAUACACCUGGGGUCAAAUUGACGAAGCAGCCGCCUGGUGUCUGGCACCCUAUCUUGCCUGGCUGGGCUUCGCCAACUACCUCUGCCAUGGCGCUGGCUACCUUAACAAUUGGGAUUUCUCUGGAAAGCAACAGCCGAAGCCUGGAAACAAGGACACUACGUUCGUGGAUGAAAAGCCAAAAACCUUGUGACCAACAUAUACCGUAUCUAUUGGACAGCACCUGUGAUACUGUAACAGUGACCAUCGGCAUCUUCCCGAUUUCUGCACAAUUGAAAUGCUAUCUCCAUCGCAACCGCCCUUCGGCAUCUCACCUCCUUCAUCGAGCAUGUAUUGAGCAAGACUCGACUUACUAUGAGCAAACAUUCUUGUGCUCUCAGAAAAGCAGACCACUCUGCUUAAAAUUAUAUUUCGUUUGGCACGCGGCUUUGAAUACAGAAACGAGUUGUCUUCCACCAAGAGAGACAUCAGCCGCGUACGACAGUGAAGCUUGAAGGACGGGUGGCAAGCCAGCGCAGCAUCGCUUAGAAGAAAAGUGGAAAGAGCUCUGCACACUGAGAGACCGCCAUUGCUGGUGGCCUUCCCUCAACACCUAGCAACCCUGUCGAUGGACUUCCAGAAAUGGCAUUAUGCUGUACUUCUGAUUGCAAAGUAGCACUGAUUGUGGACUUGAUCAUUCGGCACUUAUGACCGACACACUUUUGUGGAACAUCCGCGUAACUACAUCAUUGCGCAGGUGUCAAGACGACUCUUGGGGCGGUGCAAGCGCACACGAAACAACAAGCAUGCAAUUGCACCUUUUCAGACUGGGUUGUACAAAGGCUGGGCCGAAUGUGCAUUGUAAACUGCAGCGUGUAUGGUUGUUCGCCCUUCGCAACUGGCCGCGGGAAGCGGAAGGCGCGGCCUAUUGCGUGCAGCCCAGUUCGAACGACAUGAGAUCUGUCCGCCACAUGGAUCUUGGAAUUAGCGUCGUAGCAAACUGCGAAGUGAACUGCGCACUGCUCACUCAAAGGCCAGCUUGUGAGGCAGAAAUCGAAGGCGCGAGUUAUGUCUGCCGCCUUGCUGCUUAGAACCUAGCCAUACCUGACGAGCCCACUCAUUGUCGGAUACCUUCUACAAGUACAGCAAAACAUAAUAUCUGGUCCAUCGAAUCUCGACAAUGAAUUGCCGGAGGAAAAACGAAUACGCUACUGGUCAUCUUCGUCGAAAUACCAUAGCUUCUGUCCUGCAGCAUGUAUUUGGGCGGCCUCAGGAAGUAGCCGCAUUGCAGCCACGAUGGGCCAAUCAGAGAGCCCGGACUUGUAGCCCCUCUGCAUAUGUACAUGUAUCUUGGCGAAGGCAACCAGUUGCCUCGUUCAUCUGUGCAGUGAGCACUUGAAUAAUGCGAACUUCACCGGUCUG
Pseudocercospora fijiensis CIRAD86 is the source of this 1852-nucleotide messenger RNA. RefSeq lists its product as uncharacterized. The record is from RefSeq and is a predicted model, not a curated record. Bases 39 to 644 code for a protein of 201 amino acids. Lineage: Eukaryota; Fungi; Ascomycota; Dothideomycetes; Mycosphaerellales; Mycosphaerellaceae. Gene Ontology annotation, cellular component: mitochondrial outer membrane. The transcript has 2 exons.